Molecule: messenger RNA, 705 nt
Organism: Aricia agestis (brown argus)
Lineage: Eukaryota; Metazoa; Arthropoda; Insecta; Lepidoptera; Lycaenidae
Product: general odorant-binding protein 68-like
Exons: 5
Coding region: 82-618 (178 amino acids)
Source: RefSeq, a predicted model, not a curated record
UGGUAGUUUCCCGUCAACGGCCAUGGACGACUCUAUAUAUAAGCUGGCAGUAGCCGCUGCAAUACACACAAGCGAGCAAACAUGUUUGGCGCCAAAAUCAUUUUCGUUUCGCUCGCGGUCUUUCAGGCUGUGUACUCUGCGGACGUACCACCACAAUGCAGAGGUCCACCACCCGGCGUAGUGAAUGCUCACGAAUGCUGCGAAAUUCCCAAAAUCUUCUCUGAAGAGGAGCUGUCAUCGUGCGGGAUCGAGAAGCCUGAUGGGAGCAAGCCCGGCCCACCACCGCAUGCGCAUGAUUGCAAAAAAUCUAUCUGCGUGCUGAGCAAGAAGAAUCUCAUCACGGACGGCGAUAAGGUCGACAAGGAUGCCAGCAAAGCCUUCCUCGACAAGUACGCUGAAGCCAACCCCGAGUUCGCUGCUGCCGUCGCCAUCGCCAAGGACAAGUGUCUGACUGCCGAAGGCCCCGGGGGACCGAAGGAGAUCUGUGAACCCAACAGAGCCAUCUUCUGCAUCUCUCACGUGCUGUUCGAGAACUGUCCAGCUUGGGUAGAUAGUGACAACUGCAAGAAGCUCAAGGACCACAUCGAGGAGUGCAAAGCUUACAAACCCCAAAAGUGAAAUAAAAAAUCAUUCAGACCAUAAAAAUUCGGACUUCAAAAUUUUAUGUAAUGCGAAUUAAAUAAAGCAUUUUUUGUAAUUUGCAAA